This is a messenger RNA of Spodoptera frugiperda (fall armyworm), 4045 nucleotides long. It is a transcript of the gene NGR-A9, whose product is annotated as gastrin/cholecystokinin type B receptor. Gene Ontology annotation, biological process: neuropeptide signaling pathway. The record is from RefSeq and is a predicted model, not a curated record. Gene Ontology annotation, molecular function: neuropeptide receptor activity. Bases 302 to 1684 code for a protein of 460 amino acids. Gene Ontology annotation, cellular component: membrane. The transcript has 12 exons. NCBI's taxonomy places the organism in Eukaryota, Metazoa, Arthropoda, Insecta, Lepidoptera, Noctuidae.
GCAUGCGUGCUAAAAUUCCCACACUUUGAUACAGCACUUCAGUUUUUCGGAAACUGUCGCGGUGAACACUCGCGUCCCUUUCCUAAAAGUUUACGAAACUCCGAUAAAAAUAUUUGUGUGAACAAAAAAAAUAUUUUCAGUGUGUUGUGUGCUAACUAUGUUGUGUGUGACCACUUACAAUGUUUGUGUGUGCAGUGUUUUGUGUUAAAAUGUGUUUUUAAAGUGAGUCAUGGAUUUAAAAACUUUUAAACAUUUUAAAGUAGUGCUCUGAACUUGGGAUUGGUUUUCAAAAGUACUCAAAAUGGAGGAAAUGAGCCCAAUCCUGAACUCUUCACUUCUUCGUAUGAGGGAGACUUCAACUAUUGCAACGUUUGUUGCAGUCCGUAACACAAGUAUUGUUGCGAGCAAGGUUGCUAGCAACGCGUACGAGUGGCGGUUUAUUCUACCACCUUACAUUCUGAUCUUCAUGCUGUCUAUAUCAGGGAAUUGUCUUGUUAUAGCAACAUUAGCUAGCAACAGAAGGAUGAGAACCAUCACAAAUGUAUAUCUGUUGAAUUUGGCAAUAUCAGACUUCUUGCUGGGUGUAUUCUGCCUACCUUUCACACUAGUCGGCCAAAUAUACAGGCGGUUCUUAUUCGGAGCUCUCAUGUGCAAACUUAUCCCGUUUCUACAAGCUGUGUCUGUGUCAGUGGACGUGUGGACGUUAGUCGCGAUAUCUUUGGAGAGAUACUUCGCCAUCUGUCGACCUCUGAAGUCUAGAAAAUGGCAGACUCAGUGCCACGCCUACAAAAUGAUUGCUAUGGUCUGGAUCUUGUCCAUCGUUCUGAACUCACCAAUCCUGAUCGUCUCUGAUCUUCAGCCUAUGAGGGGCAAUGCCUUCAAAUGCAGAGAAGUGUGGACAAGUCUAGAAUUAGAACGGGCCUUCAAUCUUGGACUGGACGCUGGUCUCCUCCUGAUACCAAUCUUCAUCAUGUCGUUUGCUUACUCCUUGAUCGUCACCAAACUAUGGAGAGGAAUGCGCCAUGAGAUACAGCAUAACUUCAAGUGGCAAAGACAUUUAACCAGUUGCAAGAGCAAUCACCUGAUACCUUCAACACCAAUGAUAAAGAGCAACUCAGCAGAAAUUUGCUGUAAAAAGUGGUAUACGAAGAAGCUUCCGAAGGACGAUUCGGAGGCAAGGUUGGACGUGGACAACAAUAGCACUCAGUCCUAUUGUAUGCACACCGUUGAUUUGGAGUUCAGACACGUUGUCAGAUCAACACACAUUGACAAGAGUAUAGAAGCGAAAAGGAAAGUGAUACGGAUGCUGUUCGUCAUAAUUCUGGAGUUCUUCGUAUGCUGGACACCACUACACGUCAUUAAUACGAUCUACUUGUUCUACCCAGAUGAGCUGUACCAGUACAUAGGACCUAAAGGCGUGGUCUCCCUGCAACUCCUGGCCUAUUGCUCUUCAUGCUGCAAUCCCAUCACAUACUGCUUCAUGAAUAGGAAGUUUAAGCAGGCCUUCAUCAGCCUCAUCAAGUCCUUUCGGAUAUUUGGGGCCUGUUUCUCUGAGAAGUCGGAAUGUAAGCAGGCGACACCUCCUCCAGUCAGCUCGAGCCAGGAUGCUACUGCUUGCGUGAUCAGGGGCAGCCACACUGGACGCACAGAGCUGGAUGGACUGGAAGGUGAGGAUUGUGUUUAGCAGCGGCUCACACAGCACUGCUUUGGGAAGCGGCGUGCACCCCGCGCUACCCGCGCCGGUGGUCGCGCGACCCAUCACUCAGGUCAUCGAAACAGGAGAAGAAGGAAGCCAGUUCCUGUAUCGCAUCACUUGGGCGAGAACGGGACUGUCAAAGUCCAAUGGACCAACUCAGCCACUUUAUGAGUAAAGGACUGCGUCACAGUAUCAGUGAUAUGCGAACGUGCGCUUUAGGUCCAUUGGAUAUGGUACGUUUUAGACUGUGAAAGACAGUGUUUGAUGACCUUUUAAAACUGCAGUGCUGUGUUCUAAACACUAAAGUGAUUGUGAAUAUAUGACUGAAAUAUUAAAUAGUGGUUAAAUAAGCUUAUUAUGAACAACGAGAUAUUUUUAAAUUACAUCUAUCUUUUAAAGAAAUAAAUCACAUAUUUUUGCUCAGAUUUGAAGUACUCGUGUGUUUAAUGUAUAUUGAGAAAUGGUUAUCGAUGCCGUUUGUAUGUCAUCAGUAUUUAUUGUUAUUGCUUAUACGAUUCAUACAUAAAUCUUCGAUGUUCUAUCGUGAACCUAUUGAGAGCGUAAGGCUGAGUGCACACAGUGCAAUUGCAACGGUACUACUAUUAGCAUAGCGGGAACGCAAUAUAUUUCUUUUAUGGCGCAAUAAAACUUCUUUUCUUAAGAACUGAGAAGUUUUGGAUUUAGACUAUAUUCGUUUUCGAGUUCCUGAUGUAUUAGUUUCAAAAUAAUUAUUGUCCUUGAUCGUUUUUUCUUCUAAAUGUUUGCGAUUUCAAUGCGGUCCCGUUAAUAAGAGAGUAUCAAUUGUAAAUCACUUUGUAAUUUCUCAGUGUAACGCAAGCUUUAUUUAAAGUACGUUGUGAUUAAUAUUACAAAAUUACGCGAAUAUUUAAAUUAAAUUAUACUGUAAAAUAUUAUGUAAAUAUCAAUUUGUAAAUAAAUGAUCUAAGUUACAUUUUCUGGAAGAAAAAAGUUGUGUAAAUUUAAAAGUGUGUAAAUUGUAUUUUAAUUCUGUGUAAAUAUAAUAAUUAUAUAUAAUGAGCUUGCUUUUUACUGAAAGUGAAAUAAGCAGUGAUUUCCUUGUCACGUUAUGCAAAAGACGAAUUAUUGACACAUAACAUUAAGGUCGAUUUUGCAAAGUUUGUAACACUUAGUCCCUUACAGCUCUAGAUGUGUUCUUAUUGAAUGUGUUCACGUAGAUGAGAAAAGAAAUGUAUGUUAUGUGGUGUUUGUGUAAUAAUUAACUUUACACAACUGCUCAAAAAUAGUCAUUACAUUUUAAGGCAAUAUAAUUAUAUGUACGCUUGCCAUUUUAUUAAACUGAUAAAAAACUACUAGAUAAUUAUAAUAUAAUCAUCUACGCUGUUCCAAUUCACAAAAUUUUCAGAAUUUGACUAAUAUUAUAAUAAAUGUUUAUAUAUAUUUUGGGAUUAAAAAUAUAAAUAAAAAGUCGUUACAAAAUUUUUAUUGUUUAAUAAAUUAAUCUCAAUUAAAAAAUUGUAUUUUUGUAACGAAAAUUGUGUAAUCGUAAAAUCACCCUUAUUUCUCUAGGUUUCUGUUAAUACGAUGCUUUUUAUUAUAACUACUUGUUGCCGCGAAUCGUGGUUUAUUACAUUUUAUAGUGUCCUAAAAUAUGUAUCAUUGAAAAUGGAAUUUACUAUAAUAUACUUAACGCAUAUUUUGUAAAUAAAAUAAAACUGGCCUCGUUAAUAUCAAGUUUUUAACCCGCAAAGUGGUGCUUGAGAGGCGGGUCCAAAAAGAAAACGAUUAAAUGAAACAUUUCAUUUUAAAUGAAACAGGGGUUUUGUAGAUUAGAAUGAAAUGAAAAGAAAAUGGAAAUCUAUAUAAAAGGUGUGAUAAGUAUUAACUGAAUAUAGUUAUUAUAAUUUGUAUUAACUGAAAAAAAAAAGUAAAAUAUAGUGUAGUAUUAUUAGGAAUUUGUGAUAAAGUAUUCGCUCAUAAAACUGUUUUUGUAGCACCCGUAAAAAAGUAACUCGUGAAAUAUAUAUUAUUACUAACUUAUAAAUAAUAAUAUGUAAAAAAACAGUCCUAUUGCCCAAUUUCAAAAUUUCAGCCAUCCUAUGACAGCUUGCUUAUGUUAUUGGGCUAAGCAAAACUGUAUGUGAAAUUCCUGCUGACUGAUGCAUGUUAAAGAAAUGAAUAAAAUGUACAUCACAAGAAGGAUUGGAUUUAAAUGAAAAAAAUAUUGAUCAUACAUUUAUCAGAAAUAUUCUUCUCAAACUUUAAAUAAAUAAAUUAAUAUGUAUUAAAAUUAUAUUCACCAUUGUAAUGAUUACGAAUUCGAUGUUGAUCUUUCAUAAUGUGAAUUUUGUAAUAAAAAUAUUAUGAAUA